AUGAUGGAAGCCCCAAAAUUACCACCAAACCACCCAGUGCCCGUCACCUCCAACCUCCCCUCACUCCCGCCAACCUUUCUCUACCCCUCCUCUACCCCUCCACAGCUCGUCACCCAAGGCGCCGAAGCCCUCCUCUUCCGCAGCACCUACCUGCUCCCCUCGCUGCCCUGCGCGCUCAAAUACCGCCCUCCCAAACCCUACCGCCAUCCUAUCCUCGACCAGCGCCUCACGAAACACAGAAUCCUUUCCGAAGCGCGCGUGCUGGCGAAGUGCAGGAGAGAAGGCGUGCCCGUGCCGGCGGUGUAUGCGCUGGAUGAGACGAAGGGAUGGAUGAUGGUCGAGUGGAUCGAGGGCGAGGUGGUGCGGAUACGGGUCAACGAGUGGUUGCAGCGGAGGAAGGAGGGCGGCGUGCGGGAGGGUGAGGAUGAUGGGGAACUGGUCGGGCUGAUGGCGCGGGUGGGUGAUGCGGUCGGGAGGAUGCAUGCCGUGGGCGUUAUACAUGGGGAUUUGACGACGAGUAACCUGAUGUUGAGGCCGCGGGGGAGGCAGGGGAUUGAAGGGGGCUCGGUGGAGGGAGAGAAGUUGCUGGAUGGGGAGAUCGUGCUCAUAGAUUUUGGGCUGGCGAGUCAGAGUGUGCAGGACGAGGAUCGCGCGGUGGAUCUGUAUGUGCUGGAGAGGGCGUUUGGAAGCACACACCCUAAGGCGGAGAGUCUGUUCAAGGAGGUGCUGGCUGCGUAUGGAAAGAGCUUCAAUGGUGGGCUUGUGGUGCUGAAGAAGCUGGAGGAAGUGAGAAUGAGAGGGAGAAAACGGAGUAUGCUUGGUUGA
Messenger RNA from Drepanopeziza brunnea f. sp. 'multigermtubi' MB_m1, 825 nucleotides. RefSeq lists its product as uncharacterized. Gene Ontology annotation, molecular function: ATP binding; protein serine/threonine kinase activity. Gene Ontology annotation, biological process: protein phosphorylation. The record is from RefSeq and is a predicted model, not a curated record. Gene Ontology annotation, cellular component: nucleus; EKC/KEOPS complex; cytosol. Lineage: Eukaryota; Fungi; Ascomycota; Leotiomycetes; Helotiales; Drepanopezizaceae.